AUGUAUUCUAAUACAGCAUUCUUUACCAUCUCAUCUUCUUCUUUUGUAAACCGCUUACCCCUCACCACCUUAACUUCUUCUUCAUCAUCAUCUUCCGUUCCUUCAUCAUCAUCACUAGGAAAAAACUCCACUUGGUCAGAAAACUUCACCCUUUUACUUGAUGUAGAUGGGGUGGUCAAGUCUUCAUCACUUUUAUCAGACUUUUCUUCAGCCUCAGAGACUUCACUUUGCUUCUUCUUCUUCUUCUUCUUCCUUCUCUUCUUUGCGUCUUUGUAUUUUCUAUCACAUCACCACCAGAUUCUUUCUUGCUCUUCUUCUUCUUCCUCUUCACACCAUCAUGAGCUUCAGAAUCAACCUUUGUCUCCUUACUUUUCUCCUUGGAUUUCUUCUCCACACCAUCAUCCUCAGCUUCGGAAUCAGCCUUUGUCUCCUUACUUCUCUUUUUCGAUUUCUUCUUCACAGCAUCAACAGCUUCAGAAUCAAUCCUUAUUGGCUUCUUCGACUUCUUCUUCUUCUUAACUAUAAAAACCUCAUCACCUAGUUUCUCACUUUCACGCCCAGUUAUCUCCAUAUCUUCUCCAGUAAAACCAUCCU
Arabidopsis thaliana (thale cress) is the source of this 594-nucleotide messenger RNA. RefSeq lists its product as uncharacterized. The record is from RefSeq and is marked reviewed. NCBI's taxonomy places the organism in Eukaryota, Viridiplantae, Streptophyta, Magnoliopsida, Brassicales, Brassicaceae. The transcript has 2 exons. Bases 1 to 519 code for a protein of 172 amino acids.